Molecule: messenger RNA, 714 nt
Organism: Pectinophora gossypiella (pink bollworm)
Lineage: Eukaryota; Metazoa; Arthropoda; Insecta; Lepidoptera; Gelechiidae
Product: larval/pupal rigid cuticle protein 66-like
Exons: 2
Coding region: 25-609 (194 amino acids)
Cellular component (GO): extracellular matrix
Source: RefSeq, a predicted model, not a curated record
UGUGCAACUAAAACAAACGUCAAAAUGGCAGCUAAGUUCGUCGUUGUCGCUAUGUUGGUGGCGUGCGCGCACGCUGGCGGAGACUACACCAGCUUCUCGUACGGCGUGUCCGACCCCCACACCGGCGACGUCAAGAGCCAGCACGAGACCCGCGUCGGGGACUCCGUAGUGGGCCAGUACUCGCUCCUCGACUCCGACGGCACGAAGCGCACCGUCGACUACGCCGCUGAUGCUCACUCCGGCUUUAACGCCGUCGUGCGCAAGGACCCCGCCCUCGUGCACGCCCCCGUCCUCGCCCACGCCGCUCCCGUGGUCGCUCACGCCGCUCCCGUGGUCGCUCACGCCGCUCCCCUGGCCCACGCUGCUCCCCUCGCCUACGCCGCGCACGCCGCUCCUCUGAGCUACGCCGCGCACGCUGCUCCUUUGAGCUACGCCGCGCACGCCGCUCCCCUCGCCUACGGUGCUGGUCUUGGUCAUGGUGCCGUCGCCUACGGAUCCCACGGUCUCGGCCUCGGCGCUCACGGUCUCGGCCUCGGUGCUCACGGUCUCGGCUAUGCCGCCCACGGUUACGGAGCCCACGGUUACGGAGCCCACGGACUCGCCUGGUAAAUAAGUAAAUAGUAAAAUAAUUUAUUUGACCCAACAAAUACUCAAUGACAUAUAAAGCUGUGAUGAACAAUGUGUAAAUAAAUAAAACUUUUGUUAAAAUAUACG